Diaporthe amygdali is the source of this 891-nucleotide messenger RNA. RefSeq lists its product as uncharacterized. NCBI's taxonomy places the organism in Eukaryota, Fungi, Ascomycota, Sordariomycetes, Diaporthales, Diaporthaceae. Bases 1 to 891 code for a protein of 296 amino acids. The transcript is spliced from 2 exons. The record is from RefSeq and is a predicted model, not a curated record.
AUGAAAGCAUCGAACAGGCCUAGUCAUCACACAGCGGCCGCCGCCUUCCUCCCAUCAUGGUACUAUCGGGUCGCCGCUCUCAGAUUUGAGUGUGACUGCCAGUUCGAAGACGGCGAUGACAUGGAUUCUUAUGAACACGAGUCAGAGAGAUCUUACGACGGGUCUGAUGCCGACUACUACCACGACUUGAAGGAAGAGCGCGAGGAGAGGAAGCGCGAGAAGUUGCAGGAGCGGGUAGAGAAAGAGCGAGAGCAAGGAUUUGAGAGAACCAAGGAAGAGCAGGUUUGUGCCGCAUAUAAAUCUCUCAGGAAGAUUAGGAAGGAACAUAAGACUAUUCCUGUUGGACCAUUUGCGGGCCACGGGUUUAAGCUGUUCUGCAGCGAUCAUGUCAACCAUUUUCACUCCGAUCUCUAUGCGAUCAAACGAGUCGACAUUUACCUCGUAGACGACAUGUACGACGUCCUGAAUGAUUUCUAUUGGGACAGGCAGAAGCCUAGUGGUGGAACUGGCGUAUUAUAUGGAGAUGUGUACCUUAAUGCGGAAGCGAAUUGCAACCUUGGGCCAUUCCGCCCUCCAAAACGCGCGAGCCGGAAAUCUGUCAAGGUCAAGAGCCACGACGGCAAGUAUGAGCUGUCGUUCAAGCUCAUCGGCAACGGCUACUUGAAGCUCAGGGUCUCUCGCGAGAUGGUGUUCAUGGGGCUAUACGGUAGAACCCCUUCUACGGCUCCGCCGCCCACUGCUCCAGAAUUGUUCAAAUUUGUCGGCAUCUGGCGCGAUCCGGAGGAGAAGGCGGAACGGCAGGAGAGGAUGGCGAAAAUGCGCCACUCAUCACCCCGCGAACCUUGGUUUGAGACGAGCCAUCCCAUGGAGGCUUGGAAUUCGGGAUGGUAG